Messenger RNA from Jaminaea rosea, 861 nucleotides. RefSeq lists its product as hypothetical. The coding region runs from base 261 to 749 and encodes 162 amino acids. NCBI's taxonomy places the organism in Eukaryota, Fungi, Basidiomycota, Exobasidiomycetes, Microstromatales. The record is from RefSeq and is a predicted model, not a curated record. The transcript has a single exon.
AGAGACCUGACCUCUAGGAGGCAGGCAUACGUCCUGGCGUUGCGCAGAGUCAGCCGAUUGAAAGGAUGCUUUGCUCAUGAAUCACUUGUUGAGAGGUGUACAGCUGGGAGAGUAGGGUAGGAGAUCCUGGGGCCAUGGGCGUGAGGGCUGUUUGUAUCACUAGGGGAGACCCGAACGAGUCGUGCGAUGAUAGGCUUACUAUCAGCGUGUGACCUCUUAUCGAAUAUGAGACGACUGUCAUCCAGUCUCCUUAUUGCGAAAUGUGUGCUCUUUCACCUGUGGUGCUAAUUACCUUGCCGACCCGACUUCUCGCCCAUCUCCCGUUUCCCUCUCACUGCACCUCCUUCCCCACCUCUUCGUCGAGCACCGUAGAACUUGGGGCUCGAGUGACAGCCACACAGACACAUACACACAAGGCUGACUUUGAACGCGCCGCGCCGGCGGUGGCUGAGGGGACGGCUACGGCGACGGCUACGGCGAAUGCUUUCUCUGAACAGCGGGGUUCGUCAAGGCGUUGGAUUGGCAAUGGCGGGUCAACCAACGGCGUCGCUUCACGCGGCCGAGUCUUCCUCCCUCUCACUUCAACUUCCCUCUCGAUCUCAUUGCAAUCGACGCUUCGUAGCGUAGCGUACCCCACGCCCGGCUUCCUCUGCCUCGUCGCUUCGCGAGGCAAGCAAGGCUUGGCGAUUGAUCGUCGUGGAGAGAGCUCGUCUUCUUUGGUGAGGAUGGCGAUCGAAGCAGCGGCGUGAGCUCUGUCGACGUCCGUCAGUUCCGCUUCGUCCGCUCUCGAGUGCGGCAGUGCGUUUCACCCGGCCUUCGCUGUGGUUGGGCGAUUGAGCUGAGGGAUGCGGACGUGGGUCA